Molecule: messenger RNA, 913 nt
Organism: Paramuricea clavata
Lineage: Eukaryota; Metazoa; Cnidaria; Anthozoa; Malacalcyonacea; Plexauridae
Source: the annotation of a GenBank genome assembly
AUGUCUCUUUCAAAUCCAACAACCAAAAUCGGACGUCAGCAUGAAAAAACUUGGUCGUGUCUCCAGAGAAGAUUGCCCACCAUGUCAUUUGACUACGAGAAAAUAAUGCCUGAAAAUAUUAAUAAUUUCAUCAAACAUAAAGCAACAAGUGUCAAUACCUCUAUCGAUUAUCUCUCACCAACAAUCCUGGCCACUAUUUCCUAUCUCCUGACCAGAGCUAAAGCUACUAUAUCAAGCGUUAAUUACGUACAGCCCACAAACCUGUAUACCAUAUUCGUCGGUUACCCUGGCACUGGUAAAUCCUCAGCUAUUGAGUAUGGAUGCCUCAAACCAAUGGAGAAUGUCCUGCAAGACGAUACGAAAGGUUGUCUUCUCGAUCGAACAACUUCGUCAGGCUUGGUCAAACAUCUAGCAAAGAAUGGGGCUGCGUUUAUGGUUUAUCCUGAGGUAUCCGAUGUCUUAAACAAACUGUUGAAAUCAAACGAGGAAACAUGUUCUGGAGACACUAUGCUUCUUUGCAAACGUUUCUCGCGCGAACGAAUGUCCUUCCACUAUGCCACAGAAGAUACCAGAGAAAUUGAUGCAAAAAACCCUUUCUCCAUCCUUGGAUGUAUGCAAUUACCAAACACUGCUAAGCUUGUCACCAGAAUGGACAAUGGACAAAGGACAAUGGUCAAGGACUAUUGGAUCACUUCCACUAGUACUGUGCCCGAAAUCCCAUGAAAUUGAAGAAUCCAUCGCCAACCUAACGACAAAGCCCAUUGACGAUCUGCAGGAAGUAUAUAAAAUGAUUGUCGAGUUUCAUUCCAACAAUGGCGUCAAGUAUAAUCUGGACGAGGAGGCUGAAACUGCUAUGAAGAAUGACCAAGAUUGCUUUCACGGCAGACAUCAACGAUGCAAUCCUAGACGGUGA